GUGACGCGUGUCGGGCGAAAAGCGCUCCUGCGUCCGCUUCUCUCGUCUGUCCGCUUAUCCGCUCCCGGUGGCGAUGUCUCCGUGAGAAAAAAAAAAAAAAAGUUGUGUUAAAUGUUUGAAAUACAACACGCACGCCGAGAAGGGGACUCCGCUCCUUGUGUGCGCGGCACCGGCCGGCGUGUGUGCGCGACAGACUCCGCCGAGCAGGGCCAAAGUAGUCCAGGACGCAGAGAAAGUCUUCUUUUAGAAGCAAAACAAAAACCCCAGCAAAAAGCAAAGUAAUUCAAGCUGGCUCACGUUGUCGCCACCCAGCCCGGCGUGACAGCUGCUCCUCAGGCCGCGUGGAGGACUGUGAGCAGCAGCAAGAGGAUGGCAUCAGAGCUGGCAAUGAGCAACUCCGACCUGCCCACCAGUCCCCUGGCCAUGGAAUAUGUUAAUGACUUCGAUCUGAUGAAGUUUGAAGUGAAAAAGGAGCCGCUGGAGCCCGAUCGCAACAUCAGCCAGUGCAGCCGCCUCAUCGCCGGGGGAUCCUUGUCUUCCACGCCGAUGAGCACGCCCUGCAGCUCGGUGCCCCCGUCCCCGAGCUUCUCGGCGCCCAGCCCGGGCUCGGGGAGCGAGCAGAAGACGCACAUAGAGGACUUCUACUGGAUGUCCGGUUACCAACAGCAGCUCAAUCCAGAGGCGCUGGGCUUCAGCCCGGAGGACGCGGUCGAGGCGCUGAUUAACAGCAGCCACCAGCUCCAGUCGUUCGAUGGCUACGCCAGGGGGCAACAGUUCGGGGGCGCAGCCGGCGCGGGAGGCGCCAUGGCCGGGGAGGAGAUGGGCUCCGCCGCGGCGGUGGUGUCGGCGGUCAUCGCCGCCGCCGCCGCUCAGAACGGCGCUCAGCACCACCACCACCAUCACCACCACCACAGCGGGGCGAGCGCGGGCGGCGGCCACCACCACCACCACCACCCGUCGCCGGGCGUCCAGUCCAACGGCGCGUCUGGCACCAACCACCCGCACAUGCGCCUGGACGACCGCUUCUCCGACGAGCAGCUGGUCACCAUGUCCGUGCGGGAGCUCAACCGGCAGCUGCGCGGGGUCAGCAAGGAAGAAGUGAUCCGGCUCAAGCAGAAGCGGAGGACCCUCAAGAACCGGGGCUACGCGCAGUCGUGCCGCUACAAGCGCGUCCAGCAGCGGCACGUCCUGGAGGGCGAGAAGACGCAACUGGUGCAGCAGGUGGAGCACCUCAAGCAGGAGAUCUCCAGGCUGGUCCGGGAGAGGGACGCGUACAAAGAAAAGUAUGAGAAGCUCGUCGGCAACGGCUUCAGAGAAAGUGGCUCCAGCAGUGACAACAACCCUUCGUCCCCGGAGUUUUUCAUGUCAUCCAGAAAAUUCCUCCAUCUGUGAUUUCAAGCCCCAUUCCUCCGUGCCCUUGGCUUCCAGAGACAACUCCACAACUGAGCAGUGAGGACAUCAGAGCGGCUGAUCAAUCACGUGAAGACACCCACAAAGCACAACAUUCAAAAAUUGUCUUCACCGGGGAACAAAAGACAGGACCUGCUGAAAUCCCUCAAAAUGGCAACUUCUGUCCCCUUCCCUGAUAUUUUAACUUCAGCUUUUUUCUACGAAACAAAAAAGGGGGAAAAAAGACUCAACAUGAGAGACAGUGAAAUCGAGAGGACAACUUUCUCGUCAGCAGGAACUGCACUGAUGCAUGCUUCUGUAAAUAAUUCAUAAUAAAACCCAUACUCUAAAACCGGGACACAUACCAAGUCGUUUUCACCAUACCAUAAACUUUCACGACUGUGGGUAGUCCUCAUGGCCCACCAUUUUCCACAUGAAGCCACUACUCUAUUCAGACACCAUGUAAUUAUCAUUUCCAGUAUCAUUUCUCUUCAGCUUAUUGUGACUGUAAACAAGCUAAAGUGCUUCCAAUUAUCACUGGCUUGUUCUCCGAACACCAAUAUCUACUUCAGCAUAUGUAAAUAGAGAUGGAUGACAGCAUGAAAACACCAUAAUGUGUAUCAUUGCAGCUCCAGAGUAUCAUAGCUUUCAACUUCCAUAUGUGUAAUUUUAAACAUCCUUUCUAUGAUAACGUAUUUUCUAAUAGUUACAUGAAAAGUGUUUUCUAUACUGCAUCGAGAUCUUACUGCGUAGGUACAUCUAUUUGUAGACAAGCUUACAGCUAUUACAAGGCAACACACAAUUUCUAGCUGUGAAAAAAGAAAGUCAUACCUAAAAGGAAACGUUGGUGAAUCAGUGGGUUGAACUUAACUUGAAAAAAAGUUAUAUAAAUAUUUAUAUUGAUACCAUUCAUAUGUUUUCUUUCGUUCAGUAGCCUACUGUAUGUAUUAUUUACUAUAGCUGCCACGGCUGCCAACCCAGAUGGAGGAACUGUGGCUUUGCAUGGUUGCAUAAGGUGCUUUCAUUCCAGCCUAAUACUCUGGGAGAAAGAACACCUCCACCAUAGAUUGUAGAUAUGAGGACACCGCAACCUCUGUCUUCAGUGGACCAUUAAGAUCAAAUGGACAGAUAAGAUGCCAUACCAGUGCACGGACAACCUCAACUGGGACACAGGCAACCUUUACAUGGUCAACAGGGAACUGAACACCUCACCUCUACCGUACAUCCCCUACCUCUUACUUUGUGGUGACUUCUCUACAAUCCCGUCAGUCAAGUCAGUCCACUCUCCCCCGCUGCAUGCCAAAGUGUUGGAUGCAACAGACAGAUGUUACGCAGGGGGAAAGUAAAAUAAUAUUUCAGUUACGGUAGAUGCUCAGUGACAUAAACAGUCAAGGCUCACAGGUUCACAACCAAAAUACAGCAUUGCUCACAUAUGCCACUGUAAAUACUGUAUGUACAAUAUGUCAACUACGUAUAGCUCGGGAUGCUGUACUCUGCAUGUUGUGUUCUAGAAGGAUAGGCAUCACCAGUUCUCCCCUCAAGUAGCUCAUGUAGUUUUACUUCACAUAUCCUUACAUUCAGCCAAGUAGGCAGCAGUGUGGUGCCAAUAGGUCUUAAACUCUUUGAAGGGACACGUAACCACACUUUUGAUGUGGGACAGAAACUGGCCACAGUGAGCGUGGGUGGGGGUGAAGAGAAAAAGUGUGGGGAACUGGGGCACGCCAAUUAAAUGGCAGUCACAAAGUGGCAAAGCGCAUCCUGCCAGAAGCUGUCCAUUCAUCUAACGUCAAAGGGUUUUGUACAUCUCGAUGAGUCGACAUACUGCCGGUGAAGUCCAAAACCGGAGCUGAAGAGAGCAAGAGUUUUAAAAAAGAAGGGGGUGUCAAGUCUAUGCUCUGUCUAACCUUAAAAGGUAACCCGUUUUUUCUGGAGGACCACAUCAUAGAGUUUAAAAAAAAAAAACUUGACCUGAACAUUUUGGGCUGUCAUGACCUCGUGUCCUACUUCACGUUUACUACAAACGUUGUAUGUGCUAAUGAGCACGAGUGUCAGCUCACCCAAAUGCUCGGCCCUGAUGUUACUCAUCUGCUCCCUGUUCUACCUUUCAUUUAAGAAAAUGCAUUUAACAAAAAAAAAUCCAUGCGUACAAUCAGUCACUUUGUUGCAACUGUUGAUAAUUUGACAGGAUGCAUGCUAUUUUCUAGCAAUGACCCGGCCCAGGAUCACAGUGUAUGUUAUACACAGGGAGAAAACCAUCAAGAUAUACACCCUUUUACAGCCUGUGUUAUAAAACAUUUGCGUGCAUUUACGGUAUGUCUUGGAAGUGAAGUACUAUUUAAGCACUAGUCCCAUUUACUCACACAGAUUCAGUAGAGGAGGUGUAGGUUCAAAACUAAAUUCAGAAAGGUUGGUAUGUUUUGAGAUGUAUGAAUUCUGACAUACUCACUGUAUUUUCAGAGCUACAGGUAACACUAAUGGUUGUAAGCCAUCAAACAUACGGAGAAAACUGAGGAUGUAAUAUAACACGCUUGCAUUUGCAGUGCUCUUUUCAUGUCGAUUAGGUUAUCUAUUCACUCGUUGGUCUCAUUAUGAUCCUUGGUUUAAGAUGUAGAUAAAUAUCUAAAGUGACUGAUAAGUAGUCUUCGCUGUAACAUAACAGUCAAAAUGGGUUAUAAAAGUGUAAAAAUAAAUAAUAUCAUUACUGUAUGAAUACUCACCCUGCCGUGCAGGUACAGCCAGCUGUGAGGACAUAGUUCCAAGUUGUUUUUUUUACGAUGAUCCAGGCCUCGUACAUAUCCAUCUUGCGUCCUUGUCUUUGGCUGAGCCAGUGUUAUAGUUAUACUAUGACUCGGGAUGGAAAUCAAAAACCAAUUCUUAACAAGAACCGGUUCCCAGUGUAUCAACUCCUUUGAAUCGCUUGACAUUUUGUCAAAUUGUGUAAUUUCCACAUUAUUUAUUUUGUUAAAUUCUACAGAAGAAUAUUUAUUAAUUAUUUCAUUUGUUUUCAAAUGUAUAUACAGUAAAACGUACCUUUUUUCUUCUAUGCUACAGAUGUGACCUCUCUGUAGGCCAUCUAAAGUCAAGUUACCUUGAAACUAAACUAAUUCACCUGUUGUUCUUUUUUUUCCGAAUAAGAAUCAAUAAGACAACCCUUAAGGAACCAAAACGCAGAAUCGAAAGUGGAAUCGGAACAGGAAAAAUCUUAUCAUUAUAACUAUGACAAUGACUUGAAUGCAACUACUCUCUUGUGUGUUCGCUAGGCUUAUCCACCAAAUACUGUAUGUGUAUAUAUUUUGCCACUUAGAUCUUCUGUCCCUUCGGUGAUACAACACAAUGAUUCGGAUUGUCGGAUGUCGAUUACCUUUCACGGAAGUUAAUUUAUAAAAGUAACUUUUUAGAUUUUCUGUUGAUAAUCCACUUGCAUAUUUUGAAAGAACUCAAACUUUGUCGUACCUUUGGGACCUAAAUGCACGUGCAUGUACACCAACUUGAUGACUUUUUGCUACCAGUAAUAGGAUAUAUAGAAUAUGCACACAAAAUAUUCAUUUUCCUCUGUCAGACACGCACAUAAACACAGUAGUCUAAAGAGAAAGACAGUAUGUAAACAUGUUGUCUACAUAAUAGGAUUGUUCAAUGGGUAAACAAUAGGCAGUUUCCCUAAUCACAGGUCAAAUGUAUAUUACUCACUUGGCCAUGUUGUAAAUAUAUUAAGAUGAUGAAUAUGUGGAAAGGAGGGUGGGGAGCAUUGACAUGAAUGGUAGGGAGCUCAACUGUUUGAAUGCAGUUAUCAUAUAUUGUAUACGGACAAUACAUCUCCUAUGCCUCAUUCCUUUCCUUGCAAAUGUGUUGUGCAGCACAUAAGUGUCAGUAAGGGGAUAGACCGCAGUGCACUUUCAGCUGAUUAACUUCUAGGCCUUUAUUUGAUUACCUUCUUGACAGUGAUCCUAACUAAGAAGUGCACGUCCAUCUGAUUGGACACCCAAUUAGUGUCAAAUUAGGGGUAAAAAAGUGUUCCGCCAAACUUAUUUGGGUUGGUGAUGCUGCUAGAAAUUGCAGUGUAACUGAAAAGUGCUUGGCAUCACAUGCCUGGUGGGGUGUCACGUUUAUUAGUGACCUCAAGCCAGACAUGUUUGGAGUGGAGGGGGUGGGGUCAAAGGUGAAAGGAUUACAGUGUAAAAACCCAUGGCAAAUGCUGUGCUCUAAUCCUUCGCCCCCGGCAUACACACAAAUCACACACAUGCAGGCAUUGAAAUGCACAAACUCAAUGGACAACUCUUAAAAGUGGUCACUUUGUUUCGGUUUUGGAAAUGGACACAGGGACAGUAGCAAAGGCUUGGUCUAGUCACUAGGAAACAGACUUUACGCUAUACAACUAAUGACGGCAAGGAAUUCUAGAGCCUUUAAAGCCCAUCCUCCCUCUUUAUUCUGAACAACUGCAAAUAAGCAUGUGCUUUGUGUGAGCAGUUAGGCAUCAAGCCCCCUUGCUGAGAGAGGAGAUCGCCCAAGAAGAUUUAAGAAGGAAUAUAGAAAAUCGGAUUAACCAAAAAGCUCUAAGCAGACAUGAGAGUAAUAGCACUGAUAAAUGCUGUACAACAAAUCUUCGGCAUCUGAUUAGGUAAUGGGGGAAAACAGACAAUUUAAACUUGUAUUUGUCAUCCCCUACGUAAGAGAGUCUUGUAGAAUUAGACCGCAAACAUAUGGACUUUGGUCAAAGCUGGAAAGAAAGGGGUUUAUGAAUAUGUACAAUGCAACUUUUAAAAUAAAUAAAAUGAUAAAGAAAUAGCCAGCAGGUUUAGACAGGUGGUAUUCCACGUGCUACAUUGAGCUGUACAGUCAGCUUUCUGACAGCAUGAUUUAAUGCCCUAAUUGCAUGCACAAUUGGUGACACUAAUGUUCUGAAUUUAAAAAACAAAAUACAUCUAAUGGACUUUCUGGCGGAGGACACAAGCGUAUUUGGACCCUGCAAGGAUUGCUUUCUCCUCUUUAGGUGGGAGUAGCAAAGGAUGUUAGAACUGCUGGCUGGACAUCAGGCUUCACAAUGUUAACACAAGUGGCUUAAGAGGAUAUGCUAGGAUACAUGCUAUUCCCCCUGCUGUGAACAAGGCGUAAUCCUUCAGUUUAAGAGUGAAAAGUUAGGAGCAUCCACAGAGUUAUGCAUAUAUCCCCUUCAUCCUCUCCCAUAUAGCAGAAAGUGUAAGCCAGCAAGCGAUAACCAUAUGCUAUCAAAGUCUUCCCCUCAAGUGUACAACUCUCCCGUCCAAAGGCAAAAACCUAGUAACUCACUUCUAGCUGAUUUUGAGAAAACAAAGGAAAACCAAUCUAUCUUGAUGCUGUCUUACAAAGAUUAAAAAGUCAUCAAACGUAUAGAUGUUUUCUUGAGCUUUCAUUUUCUUGCCGAUUGAGCCAUGGAUUGAAUCUGCUCUCAUGAACGUGUGCCCUUUCUCCAGAUAUUUUAUCACAAUCUCGGGGGGCCCCGUUCUGCGUUUGCACAUUGGGCAAGAGCCGUGUACAGCGUCCAGUUUUAACUUUGACCUCCACAGUUAUCUGCCCAAAAGAGUAUGCAAGGGGAAGAAUCAAGAACAAUACAUUUAAUGAAGGUGCUUGCAACGUCCUGGGCCAAUCUUCCAAAUAUCCCCUCGUGCCAUAAUAUCACAUAAUCAGGUUGACCGUCGGCCCCCAUUCGUGCAAAUGUCUCAUUAAAGACAAUAAGGUGACUGACAAAGAAGCUCCGAUUGGUCCCUUGAGAUACUAGGUUCUUCUGUUGUAUCUACGCGGUUAUGUGGUAGUUGCUAGGUCCUGCCAUGCGCGUAACAGCUUGCUUACGGAACAAAUUACAAUAUCGCAUACACUAAUGUAAAGCAUAUCACCUAGGAACUCCAAAAUUAUUAUUAGCUCAGUUUUGACCAAAAUUGAGUUACUGGGUUUUGCCUUUGGACGGGAAACUCCAGCCUGCUUAAUCACCAUAUCGUUAAAUGGACAAGACAAAAUGUAUUAUGGCGUUAAUAACGUUAAAGAAAUAUAACCAUACGCGUACAUACAUAGGAUAACAACACAUUUUACUUGGCUUUGUUCCUGCAACCCGUCCAUCCAUCAAUUUUCUACCGCUUAUUCCCUUUUGGGGUCGCGGGGUGCGCUGGCGCCUAUCUCAGCUACAAUCGAGCGGAAGGCGGGGUACACCCUGGACAAGUCGCCACCUCAUCGCAGGGCCAACACAGAUAGACAGACAACAUGCACACUCACAUUCACACACUAGGGCCAAUUUAGUGUUGCCAAUCAACCUAUCCCCAGGUGCAUGUUCCUGCAACCAGGGGAGAUAUUUCCAUCAAUGCUAGUAAGCAAAAUCAUGCAAACAACUACCCAACACAUGCCCCUAAAUAAACAAUGUUCAGAUUAAACUAGCAGAUCCAAAACGUUUGUGUUUGUUCCUUUUAGUUAACCCUAAGGGGACAAAGGCUGACUAUUUUGUCCAUUCUGUAUUUUUUUACUAUAUUUUGGCCAUCAUUUUCUUUGUCUUACUCCAUUAUACAUAAUUUUUCCCUAGGAGGGCUCUUUUCAUGUUAAAUAUAAAAAUGUCAAUGUCCAAUAAUUUCACAGGUGUACGAUACACUGCUAGUUAUUUAACAAUACCCCAAAGCUGAAUAGGACAAACUGUAUAAGCAUUUUGGACUUAUAUUUGCAUUUUUUUGGUUUGUUUUUUCACUCAAAUCUCUCAAUCAACUUCAGCCCCUUACAAAAAUGUCAAACGUGUAAUCUUUUUUCCUCUUUAAUUUAAAAGGGGACAUAUCAUGAUUUUAAUCCAUAGUUAAACCCAUCCUUGUGGUCCGGAUCAGUGGUUCCUAAAAUGUUUUCACCAAGUACUAUUUUAGAAAACACUCGUCUCUCCAAGUACCAUCUUAAUGACCAAUAUUAAAAUACAGUAGUAUUCAUUAAAAACAAAGCAGAGGUUUUAUUUUAACAAGCAUAUUUAAUAUUAAACAUCAACAGCAACUGUGUUUCCAAUGCAGGUUCUCGCAAAAUAAAAGUGAUAUUUCUAAAAUUUCAACAGAGUACAUUUUGGACUUGUAGGUGGUUCCAUUAAAGGGUGUGUUGCGUCAUGAGCUGUAAUUCUCAUCUAUUUAUUGCGACUCCAUGGUUUUGGAGCUGUGAAGACAAAGGCAGCGUGUGAUCGCUCAAAGGCAACGUCCUUACCUUUGGCAGUAGACACGACAAAGGGAUUUUUGGGAGAGAAUUGUGAACAAGGAACUCACGGACAUGUCAUGUCCGGUGUUCAGGUGUGUAAAAAAAGUGUUCAAUUCUUGCUUGUGCAACAGACUUCAAUAUCGAAACGUCUGAAAAACCACCUCAUGCUUUGGUGUAAAUUAUGCUUAAAUUUUGUUCCACAGUCUAUCUAAAAGCUGUUUGAUUCUGGAGGCCUUCUCAGAUUGCAAAUGAAACCACGCCCCACCCACUGAAAGUAUCAUAAUUUAUCUUUUGAAAAUGUCCAACGUUUAAAUAUACAUCUCGCAGUCGUCUAUUAAUUUUUCCAGACAUUUUUGAAAAUAAUCUUCAUAAAUGUUUUAUAGAUUCACAGCAUUAAGUACACCUACGCGCCUGUCAAUCGAUUAAUAAAGUUGCUUUUAGCAGCAUUUAUAGCACUACAUGUUGGUGUUGUUAUGCACAUGCCAAGGUUAUAUGAAACAAAUAUUUUCUCCUGACUUUUUUAUCAUAUUUUGGCUCCUCCUGCUCUGGCUGAGAACUUGACAUGAUGACCAAAUGAGCACGUCCACUCCGCGAUGACUUCACGUCAUAGCCAGAUGCUAAACCCCGCAAGAGAGGCAUCCAAAACUGAUUGUAAGCCUUAUGAUUUGACGCUUUAGCAUUGUUUAACACAUCCAACUCCAUUUAAAGUCAGUAUUCAUAGUCAGAAGAGACAAAAUUAAUUCACCAUCCUUUAGUCGAAAACUAAGUCUAAGAAGGCCUUUUGAUGAAAUGAUGUCAGUUUUCAAUUAGUAUAAAUUUGCAAGAGUUAUUUUACUAACUUAAACUUGUGACUUUAUCUGACCAAAGUAUUUUUAAAAUAAAAAACAUUGCACGAUUGAUGAUACAUGUUUAUUUAUGAAUUAGAGCAAAAUAAGUAAAACUACGGGAUUUUUACUGUUUGGCUUUGAAGAUAAUUAAAAUGGAAUGUCCCCAAAGAGUUAAACUUCCAAACACUUUCUCAAUAUCUCAAUUCCGUGGGUCAGCUCCUAAGUUUGUAUGUAGUGUAAAACUGCUGCUGAUCGACAAUUAAAGAGUUAUGGCUCCUCAUAUCACAUCAAGGAGAGCCCACGUCUCAGGUAGGAGAGGUUAAUUUGAGCAUGGCCCUCAUUUCAAUUGUACUGUUGUAAAGGUGUGUAUUAUUUCCCACAUGGGCCUGAAUGAAGACUUUGAUUAGUCAAAAAAGUAGGCCCUGGGCCGGCUGCGUCCGAGGGGUCGUAAGCGGCGCUAACAGCUUCUAGGGUCUUAUUGCAAUGGCGAUCAGCCCCUUGCCACUUGGCCUCCGUGACCCCCCGUCGGAGAUAAGCUUCAUGGGAAAGCCCAUUAACAUGCUAGUGGAGCCGCUUGCCUCCUUUAUCAGAGGCGGUUAUGUGAAAUCGAGUGUUUAUGGACCCCCAGUGAGGACACAGAGCAGCUGAUUGCCUAUAUGAAAGGCUGGGUGUAAAUGAGCUGGAGGUGGACAAUGGACCUGUACUUGUGGGGAGAACUGAGGAUAUGACGCUGGUGUUUUUUCUUAUUUACCGAGCAAUAUCUUUUUGCAAUACCCCAUGAGGAGGUUACCUAGCCAUGAAUCGCAAACAAGUCUUCCUUUUCUUACUAAGAUAUGCUAAGUCAUCCAAUGUACAUAUGCAUAUAACACUGUACUAUAUUUUCCUGUUAUUGUUGUUUAAAUGACCAUUAUGUUUCACUGAUUUUGUAAAGACCCUUUUCCCAAUGGCUGCCUUUUAUUACUUGCAUUUUUCCCACAGACGCACAAAUACGACAGUGGUGUCAGAAGUGGUACACUUUCUAACAGCCAUUGAGAGACCCUUUCAGUUUGUCUGCAGUGAUGGAUGGUGUCUUCUUACUCAUGAUGAGGCUGUACUGUUUUUACUGGACAGACAGAGGGAGAAAGAUACAGUCUCAGCUUAAUGUCCUGCGCUGGUGCUGUGCAUGCGCUUUCCUAUUUGAUUUUCCAUUCAAGGCACAGUUAACAUCAUAAAUUAACUUUUCCAAGUAUUCCUCGCAGAGAAACUGGCACGUAAUAGAGACAAAUAAGAAAUAAAAAAAAUCUGGUCUGUGUUAUGCAAAGUAGUCAAACACAUAGCUUGCAGUAUUAAGCUAUUCCUUUGUAUCAAUGGAGUUUUCUUAGUCAUGAAAGCAUUCUAUUUUACUGUAUGUGCAUGUACUGUGUACUCAACUGACCAGUAUUAGACUGCUGUGGGAUCACCGACCCAAGAACAACUACUGAAAACAAACUGUGGAGACCGCUUUUAGCCAACGUCUGUAAAUAGGAUGUAAAUACCAAACACCUAUGCAUGUUAUUGUAAAAGCAAUUUGUUCAGGUACUUUUGUAAUCCCAAAUUCUCAUAUAGCAUGGAAGGAAAAAGAUAAAAAAAAAUAACAAUUACACUGCAUAUGGUUUGUAAAAAAUUAAAAGCAGAAGACAUCUAAUUGCUGUUAAUGUUUUCUUACCGAUACCUGAUGCAUCGGUCUGACAAUUACAGUCCUCUCCUUGUAUAAUUCAUCCAUGUUUUUAUGUUUUAUAAGAUUCGACAGAUGCAAGAAAGGACCAUACAAUAAUUUGCUGAACAUUUCAGUGUGGGAAAUAAGAAAUGGCAUAUGCGCACACAGUCAAGGGAUUAAGUUUAAACACGGAAAAUGUUGGGCAGGCCCUUUUGUUAUCUCUAUGGAAGUAACUCUUCACCAGCUGUAAAGUGUGCUGCUGUUUUUGAAAAAGGCCAACAGUUCAAAUGCAAUAUUGAAAAAAUUAAGCUGGAGACAAAAAACAGAAUGUAUUCACAUCAAGAAAAAUGUCCAGAUUUUGAUUUGAAAUCUAAUAUUGUAUCUAAUCCACAUUUGUCUCCACUCUAAAAACUUGGAUGUCACAUUUUAUGAUGAUCACAAUGAGGGACCAGUGGUGAAGAUGUCUGAUUUCAAAAGAGUGUUUAUUUUCCACAAUAUUCAAUCCCAAGGCGCUCAUUGUCGACGGAAGUGUCUAAUUUUUAACCUGUGCUAAAGAUAUUUUAACUUUAAUAAAUAAUUAUUGUAACAAUAUCGUGUGUUGUUCUAGCCUAUCCUUUCAGGUGGUGCAAAUACGAGGGGUGAAAACUGAACAAGACAAAGAGAAAACCAUAUCAGCUCAAAGUGAAUUACAGCCGUUCUUCUCGAAGGAGAAACAAUGUCUGUCUUUUGCACACAUUAUAUUUGAGAUGAAAUACGGAGAAGUCUCAGAUGGAUGACUUUUGACCUCUUCCCACUCUGCUCUUCUGAAAUGUGAAGUCAAGAGGUUACGUCCCAAAUAAA
Molecule: messenger RNA, 11910 nt
Organism: Nerophis ophidion (straightnose pipefish)
Lineage: Eukaryota; Metazoa; Chordata; Actinopteri; Syngnathiformes; Syngnathidae
Gene: mafa
Product: MAF bZIP transcription factor a
Exons: 3
Coding region: 370-1392 (340 amino acids)
Biological process (GO): regulation of transcription by RNA polymerase II
Cellular component (GO): nucleus
Molecular function (GO): RNA polymerase II cis-regulatory region sequence-specific DNA binding; DNA-binding transcription factor activity, RNA polymerase II-specific
Source: RefSeq, a predicted model, not a curated record